AUGCAGCAAAGAAUAUCUAACUGCGAGUCAGCCCUCUCGCCAUGGCAGAAGAACUUCCAACAGGAGUGCCGCAUCUUUGUAGAAGAGGCAGAGACUCUAGCUGACUACGCCAGACAGCACCCUGACGAUGAUGAACAUGAGCACAGCGAGGAUAUUUGUAGAGGACUUGAAAGUCUAUGGUCUCAAAUAGCGCGAGUUAAGGACACCGGACUUGAUAUGGUUGCGGAGACGCCGAGAUGUUCUCUUGUCCUCAAGGAUCGUGAAUAUUGGUUUAUUCGCGCUCUGGCGGAUCAGACAGAGUUUGAAGACGAUUGCGAUGAAAUAGAAGCCCGUUUAGGUGCACUGGUAUCGAUGGUUGAACGCCACGAGUUAGAGAAUCUAUGGAUUGCUGGAGAGCUCGAGUCAACGGCUUUGUAUGUUCAGGAGAAAUUUGAUGUAUAG
This is a messenger RNA of Penicillium coprophilum, 441 nucleotides long. RefSeq lists its product as uncharacterized. The record is from RefSeq and is a predicted model, not a curated record. The transcript has a single exon. Lineage: Eukaryota; Fungi; Ascomycota; Eurotiomycetes; Eurotiales; Aspergillaceae. Bases 1 to 441 code for a protein of 146 amino acids.